Leptopilina heterotoma is the source of this 1519-nucleotide messenger RNA. Its product is annotated as glyoxylate reductase/hydroxypyruvate reductase-like. Gene Ontology annotation, cellular component: cytosol. The coding region runs from base 438 to 1397 and encodes 319 amino acids. The record is from RefSeq and is a predicted model, not a curated record. Gene Ontology annotation, molecular function: hydroxypyruvate reductase [NAD(P)H] activity; glyoxylate reductase (NADPH) activity; hydroxypyruvate reductase (NADH) activity. The transcript is spliced from 6 exons. NCBI's taxonomy places the organism in Eukaryota, Metazoa, Arthropoda, Insecta, Hymenoptera, Figitidae.
UUUUUUUCAUAAACUAAUAGUUUUUAAUAUAAGUAUAUAAAAAUUACUGAUAGUUUUUAAUAACAGUAAAUAAAAAUUACUGUUUACGUAAAAAUGCAUUUAAACAAAAUUUUUUGAAAAGGAAAAUACGAUACUAUAUCACUAGCUCGCUUAUCAAAACUACCACAAUGUAUCUUAUUUGUUACAAAAAAACAGCUAAAUAUUAUUUUCCUCAAAAAUUAAUUUUAAUUUUACUUUAAAUUAAUUCCAAAUUGAGAAAAAAAUAAUACAAGGAUAUUUAAAAAUAAAAAAAAUUAAAGUUAAUAAAAAUAAUUAUAUGAAUUAUGUGUCCAUAAAAAUUUUCUACAUUUUAUCAUAUAAUAUCUCGAUUAUAUCUGUCCAAGCGUUAGUAUACUUUUAUCUUUCCAAGUUGAACGUUACUAAAAGUCUUUUUUAAAAUGGUUAAACCCCGUAUUCUCGUCAUUAGCAACGAUACACCUACUGUUGCUUUGGAUCUUCUUAGAACCAAAUGUGACUUGACAAUUAUUCCGUCUCCCCAUCCAACGAGGGAACAUGUUCUUAGAGUUGUUCCAGAACAUGAUGGAAUUUAUCUCAGUUCAAAAGUCAAUGUUGACAGUGAAAUGCUCAACGCUGCAGGGCCUAAUUUGAAAGUUGUUUGUACCAUGGCAGCCGGUUAUGACCAUCUUGACAUUCCGGAAAUUAAAAGAAGAGGUAUAAAAGUUGGCAACACAUCCGAGGUUUCAUCCUCCGCUGUUGCUGAUAUUGCCGUAAUGUUGUUACUCUGUGCAGCCAGAAGAGCCAACGAAGGACGAUUAAAAUUAAUCGAGGGAAAAGUUAAAAAAAGCCCACAAUGGUUAUUGGGAGUCGAUGUCAAAGGUUCGACAAUCGGAAUUGUUGGAUUUGGAAAUAUUGGCCAAGCAAUUGCAAAACGACUGAAAGGAUUUGAAAUAAAAAAUAUUCUCUACACUGGACACUCGAAAAAGAAAGCUGGAGAUGAAUUAGGGGCAGAAUUCGUAUCUCUGGAUGAACUUUUAGAAGAAAGUGAUUUUGUAAUUGCAGCCACGCCAUUAACGAAUGAAACAUUAAAAAUGUUUAAUGACAAUACCUUUGGAAAAAUGAAGAAAACUGCCGUUUUUGUCAAUGUUGGUAGGGGAAAAGUUGUCGACACUGAUGCUUUAGUGAGAGCUGUUGAAAAUAGGACAAUUUUCGCCGCUGGACUCGAUGUCGUUGAUCCUGAACCUCUUCCUCGCGAUCAUAAACUUCUGAAAUUAGCAAAUAUUGAAAUUAUGCCACAUCAAGGUAAUGCCACUGUGAAAAUACGAAAUAGUAUGGCAACAACUGCUGCACAAAAUCUUUUGAAUGCAUUGGAGGGAAAACCAAUGAUUUAUCCUCUAUAAUUCACCAAAAGUUUUAACAUUAUUUAUUUACACUCGAGUUUCUUAUUAAAUAAUGAAUUUUAGACGAUUUAGAAGAAUAAAUAAUAUUAAAUUUCAUAUUAUUUCCAUUCAUUAAUAAAGAA